AGUUACAACCAGGUAACCCUGGAGUGAAGCCGGUUAGUUAGAAGGAGGCAGCUAAACUUGUCACUCUGGUGGCUUUAACCCUCGCCCUGAGGCACUUUAGCAAGCAGCCUUUGCCUGCAAGCCUCUGAAGCAUGUCUUUGCCUCAGAUGGAGCCAGAAGAAGCUAAUGGGAAAGGAAACAUGGGCACCAAGAAAAAGAACCUGAACUUCUUGAGGUCCCGGCUCUACAUGCUGGAGAGAAGGAAGACUGACACUGUGGUUGAGAGCAGUGUUUCUGGGGACCACGCUGGUACCCUGAGGAGGAGCCAGUCUGACAGGACCGAAUACAACCAGAAACUGCAAGAAAAGAUGAGUCCACAGGCCGGGUGUGCGGCGGAGACCCUGACUCAGGAGGAGGAGGAGGAGCAGCAGACGCGGAGGAUGAUGGCGAGGCGUUCCAAAAUCAUCGAGGAGCUGGUACAGACGGAAAGGGACUAUCUCAAGGAUCUAGAGCUGUGCAUUAAGGAAGUGGUUCAGCCCUUGAGAAAUAAACAGAUUGAUCGGCUGGACGUGGAUAGCUUGUUUAGCAAUAUUGAAUCCGUGCAUCAGAUAUCAGCCAAGCUGCUGUCAUUGUUGGAAGAGGCCACAGCAGACGUGGAACCGGCCAUGCAAGUAGUCGGAGAAGUGUUCUUGCAGAUUAAAGGGCCGCUGGAAGAUAUUUAUAAAAUCUACUGCUAUCACCAUGACAAAGCGCACAGUGUCCUCGAGGCCUAUGAAAAGGAGGAGGAGCUGAAGCAACAAUUGAGCCUCUGCGUCCAGUCCUUACAGAACAUAUAUAUGCAAGAAGGCAAACCGAACCUAACUAACAUGAGCUCCUUGUUGAUCAAACCAAUCCAGCGUGUGACGAAAUACCCCCUAUUACUGUGCGAACUUCGCAAUUCUACCCCUCCCUCUCACCCAGACUUCAGAGCCCUGGAGGAUGCCUGUGCUGCUGUGAAAGACAUCAAUGUAAACAUCAAUGAACUGAAAAGACGGAAAGAUUUAGUUCUAAAAUACAAGAAGAAUGAUGAGGAUGAAUCGCUUAAAGAUAAAUUGUCGAAACUAAAUAUUCACUCAAUUAGCAAGAAAUCAAAGAGAGUGACAAAUUAUCUCAAGAUUCUGACCAGAGGAGAAUCACAGAAGAAUGAUGAGGAUGAAUCGCUUAAAGAUAAAUUGUCGAAACUAAAUAUUCACUCAAUUAGCAAGAAAUCAAAGAGAGUGACAAAUUAUCUCAAGAUUCUGACCAGAGGAGAAUCACAGGUGAAAGACAACACCUUUAAUAGAGAAGAAAAGCUAUUUAGAUCUUUAGAAAAGACCGUGAGGCACUGUGUGAAGAACAUUUCAUUCUGUCUUCAACACAUACAGGAUGCCAUGCACUUUGCCCUGCAGAGCAUGCUGGAGCUCCAGGAGAUUUCAUGCACCAAAGAUGAGGAAGAGGGGGGGCAUCCAGAGGCCUCAAGGAAUGGCCCAUAUCCCUGUGAUGACUUUGCAGCUCACUUACAGAAGCUCGUCCUGACGCCCCUGUCAGCCCUGCUGUCCCUGUUCCCAGGGCCUCAGAAACUCAUCCAGAAGCGCUAUGACAAGCUGCUGGACUACAACAGCUACCUGCAGCGGGCAGCAGGGGAGGAGUCAGACUUGGCCAAAAAGGAGUACGAGGCCCUCAACGCCCAGCUUGUGGAGGAGCUCCAGGUGUUCAACCAGGCCGCACGCAAGAUUCUGUUGAACUGUCUGUGCAGUUUCAUCACCCUCCUCCGGGACCUGACGCUGGUGAGACAGCAGCUGUAUUCCACGGUGGUGCCGGUACCAUUGUUGGUUUCAGACAUCUCUGAAAUGCAGAACAGAGUACUAGAAGAGGUUCAAAAUCUGAAUUUUAUAAAGGACAACAGUGCCACCUUUAUUGAGAGAAAACUUAGUUUUGAAAAGAAGAAGCCUGUGCAAAUUCCGCCAGAAGUGCCGCGUCAAACUGACACUCACCGCUCCAAACUUCUGUCCACAUACACUAGAGAGGAACUCUACCAAGCUAAGCGCAAAUGCAAUGCUACACAAGAAUAUGACAUCAAUCUUCUGGAAGGGGAGUUGGUGGCUGUGAUGGAACAGAAAGAUCCAUUGGGGAGUACGAGCAGGUGGCUUGUUGACACAGGAAUUAUUAAAGGAUAUGUGUACUCUUCCUUCCUAAAACCCUACAAUCCGGCCAAAGCGCAGAAGAUGGGUGCUGAGAACAGGUCCUGUGAUGAUGACUUUGAUAACAUCAGCCUCUUUGUGUCUUCGCGGCCAACUCGGGACAGUGUCACAAGCACCCCAGAAGGUAGCAUAAGUGACAGCAGCUCCUCUCUGAGUGGCACAUGUGGAAAGUUUGAAACAAACGGCACUGAUGUUGACAGCUUUCAAGAGGUAGACGAGCAGAUUUUCUAUGCAGUUCAUGCCUUUGAAGCACGGAGUAACUGUGAACUCAGCCUUCAGGAAUACCAAAGAGUUCAUAUACUUAGAUUUUGUGAUCUGAGUGGCAAUAAAGAGUGGUGGUUAGCUGAAGCUCGAGGGCAGAAAGGAUAUGUGCCAGCUAACUACCUUGGAAAGAUGACUUACGCUUAAGAAAAUCAGACUUCUGGCUUACUUAAAAGUGAAGAUAUUCUGAAUGUGUUCUUUACCAUCAUGAAAGGUUGACUCUAAGGACAAGGUUUUUUUCAACUUACUGUAUUUUAUUUUUCUGUAUUAUGUAUUUCACCAUAAAAAUGUUGUUUUUCGCGUCUCUUUGUUGCACAUCCUUACACACACAUAUCCUAUAUAAUAAAAGCCUAAUAUGCAAAUUGUCAC
Myotis brandtii (Brandt's bat) is the source of this 2828-nucleotide messenger RNA. RefSeq names its product Rho guanine nucleotide exchange factor (GEF) 38 (gene ARHGEF38). Gene Ontology annotation, biological process: intracellular signal transduction. The record is from RefSeq and is a predicted model, not a curated record. Gene Ontology annotation, molecular function: protein binding; guanyl-nucleotide exchange factor activity. The transcript has 15 exons. The coding region runs from base 132 to 2606 and encodes 824 amino acids. Gene Ontology annotation, cellular component: cytoplasm. NCBI's taxonomy places the organism in Eukaryota, Metazoa, Chordata, Mammalia, Chiroptera, Vespertilionidae.